AUGCGGUGGCGGCGGGCUCCGACGAGGAAGUCAAAGCAGAGCAGAAAGGAAACACCGACGAGGGAGUCACUGGCAGCCUUGAGGAGCGGCAAAAAUGUGGCGCGGAAGGCGAGUGCGCCGCCGCCGUCGCCGCCUAAGGAGGAGUCAAACUCUUUCCGGUGGAAGUUGCGGUGGCAGCUGCAGGUCACGCAGUGGAGGUACUCGAGCAUGUCGCCAUCUCCAGCGAGGAAGAACUCACCGCAGAUUCCCCCCAGAUUCACCUCUCAACCCUCCCAGAUUCCCCCCAUCACCGUUUUCACCGAGAACCACUCUUAA
Striga asiatica is the source of this 315-nucleotide messenger RNA. NCBI's taxonomy places the organism in Eukaryota, Viridiplantae, Streptophyta, Magnoliopsida, Lamiales, Orobanchaceae. The record is from the annotation of a GenBank genome assembly.